AUGUCAAGCAUAACAACAGUGAUCAGACACUCCGGUUUUUGGAAUGAACAUAAUUGCUUUGUUGAUUACAAACUAGACGCAGUUGUCUUCAAAGAUUAUUGUUCAUACGGUGAUUUGGUUGAAACUAUAGCAAUUCAGUUAGGUGUUGAUAUUAGCAGGAAAACGAUAUCAAUAAAAUAUGCUGUUGAAGGAGACAACAUGCCAAUUGAAAUACGCAACAAUAUGGGUGUAAGGGUGUAUGUUGAGCUUAAGAGAGAAAACAGGGGAUUUGAAGCAUAUCUGUUGUGUGUUAGCAUAACUGAUAAUGAUCUUGAGAAUUUUAUGUCCGGCGAAUCUGCAGUUGGAGACGAUAUGUUUCAACUUGAAUUUAAUGAUUAUAUGUAUGCUAUAAACGUAGUUGAUUCAAAUGAUUUGGAUGCGUCGGAUUGUGCUAAGGUUGUUGUUUUAUUUCAAAACAACGAUGACUUGAUAAUUUCGAACAAGGAACAUAAAGAUGUUUUUGUUGAUCAAAUCUACAAAGAUAAGGACACUCUGAAGAAUGUUAUGGCGAAUUAUGCAAUUCGCAAAAGAUUCAAUUUCAGGACAGAGAGGUCGAAUGUCGUAAGUUACACUCUGGUAUGUUGUUCAACUGAUUGUCGUUGGAAAUUCAGAGCUUCAAGUAUAGCGAACUCUGAAAUGUUCAGAGUGAGAUCUUUUCAUGACGAACAUACGUGUCCAUUGAAGGACAAAGUGUAUUCCCAAAGGCAAGCAACAAGUUGGUUGAUUGGUGCGUCAGUUGUUAAGCCAAAAAUAGCAAAUCACAAGAGGAAAUAUACACCUGGUGAUAUAGUAGACGACGUAAAAAAUGAGUAUGGCGUUGAUGUUUCUUAUAUGACGGCCUGGAGGGCUAGAGAAAAGGCAAUGAAUGAAUUAAGAGGGGAACCAACAGAAUCAUACAAGAAGUUACCGGGAUAUGUCUACAUAUUGGAUAAAACAUACCCUGGAUCACAUGUGAGAAUACACAAAUCACAACAAAACGAGUUCUUGUAUUUGUUUAUAGCACUUAAAGCGUUCAUAAAAGGCUUCGAGUGUUGUAGACCAAUAGUUGUAGUAGAUGGUUCCCACCUUAAAACUACAUAUAACGGUACUUUUGUAUCAGCCAGCACGUUGGAUGGUGCAGUUCCAAUAUGCUUUAUGCUAUAUUUCACUGUAAUAAUACACAAAAACAUGUAUGUGCAGUUCAAACAAGCUUAUGGGAAUAGGGAUAACAUGUGUGUUGUAUCAGACAGACAUGAGAGCAUCAUUAAGGCGGUGAGUAGAGUGUAUCCAACUGUGCCACAUUUGGCGUGCAUAUGGCAUUUAUGGAAAAAUGUGACCACGAAAUACAAGUCGAAUGGUGAAGUAUUGAGUCCUGUAUUCUAUGCACUUGCAAAAGCAUACACACAGGCUGAGUUUGAUAAGCUGAUGGAGAAGAUUGAGAAGGUUGAUUUUCGGGUAAAAGAGUACUUGGAGGAUGCUGGAAGGGAAAAGUGGGCUCGACUGUAUUCACCCGUUAACAGAGGAUGGACAAUGACGUCAAAUAUAGCCGAAUGUAUUAAUGGAAAAUUGGUAGCAGCAAGAGAGUUGCCGGUUUUCGAUUUUCUUGAAGAAGUGAGGAAGAUGUUUGGGAGAUAG
Lycium barbarum (goji berry) is the source of this 1653-nucleotide messenger RNA. RefSeq lists its product as uncharacterized. The transcript has 4 exons. The coding region runs from base 1 to 1653 and encodes 550 amino acids. The record is from RefSeq and is a predicted model, not a curated record. Lineage: Eukaryota; Viridiplantae; Streptophyta; Magnoliopsida; Solanales; Solanaceae.